This is a messenger RNA of Spathaspora passalidarum NRRL Y-27907, 1384 nucleotides long. RefSeq lists its product as uncharacterized. The coding region runs from base 66 to 1322 and encodes 418 amino acids. Gene Ontology annotation, molecular function: protein binding. The transcript has a single exon. NCBI's taxonomy places the organism in Eukaryota, Fungi, Ascomycota, Pichiomycetes, Serinales, Debaryomycetaceae. The record is from RefSeq and is a predicted model, not a curated record.
AAAGAUUACUAAUAUCAGAUUUAGUAAUAUUCACAUUUAUUCCUAAGAUAUUAGAUACAUACACAAUGUCCGAUAACAUAGAACAACCAGUCGAACCACAACAGCAGGAGGAAGAAGAAGAAUACAUAGAUGUUAACGAAGUAGAAGAAGUGGUUGCUGAGGAUAAUGGGCCUGUACCUGAAGAUCUCGAUGAAGAGUUCGAUGAAGAUAUGGACAUGGAAGGAGCAGAAACUUUAGAAAUUGACAUGUCUAAUAACUCAUGGACUUAUUUCGAUCAACAUAAAGACAGUAUAUUUACAAUUUUCAAACACCCAUCUUUACCUAUGGUUGUUACCGGUGGUGGUGAUAACACUGCAUACUUAUGGACUACUCAUUCCCAACCACCUAAGUUUGUGGGCGAAUUAAAAGGACACAAGGAAUCGGUUAUUUCCGGUGGAUUCACUGCUGAUGGUAAGUACGUAGUUACUGGAGAUAUGAAUGGGUUCAUUCAAGUGCAUAAAGCCUCAAGAGGGGGCGAAAAAUGGAUCAAGUUUGCAGAAUUGGACGAAGUUGAAGAAAUCUUGUUUAUUGUCGUUCAUCCAACAUUACCAUAUUUUGCAUUUGGUGCUCCAGAUGGUUCUGUAUGGGUAUACCAAAUCGAUGAAUCUGGAUUAGUGCAAAUAAUGUCUGGUUUCUCCCACUCAUUAGAAUGUAAUAAUGCUAUAUUUAUUCCAGGUAAGGAUGAGAACGAAUUAACUUUAGUGUCUAUUUCCGAAGAUGGUACUAUUGUGAACUGGAAUUGUUUCACUGGUGCCGUCAAUUACAAAUUGCAACCUCACGAUGACUUCAAGGGUGUUGAAAGUCCUUGGGUCACUAUCAAAGCCUUGGGCAAUGUCAUUGCCGCUGGUGCUAGAGAUGGUCAAUUGGCUAUAAUAAAUAACGAAACUGGUAAAAUUGUUCAUUCUUUGAAAACCUUGGACAAUGUUGAAGACAUUGCUGAAUUAUCCAUUGAAGCCUUGAGUUGGUGUAAAUCCGUCCACUUAUUAGCCGUCGGGUUAGUCUCGGGUGAUUUACUUUUAUUUGACUCUCAACAAUGGAGAUUAAGAAGAACUAUAAAAGUAGACGAUGCCAUAACUAAGUUAGAAUUUGUCGAUGAAACUCCUGUAUUAAUUGGUUCAAGUAUGAAUGGUAAGAUCUAUAAGUGGGAUGCUAGAACCGGUGAAGAAUUGUUUGUUGGUGUUGGUCACAAUAUGGGUGUAUUAGACUUUGCCGUAUUAGAACAAGGUAAGAAAUUGGUAACAGCUGGUGACGAAGGUGUUUCUUUAGUUUUCCAACUGGAAUAGAUUUUUAUAUAGUUGCAGGUAUAAUAGAUGCAAAAUUUGAAAUAGCGCACGACUAUAUCUAU